Xiphophorus maculatus (southern platyfish) is the source of this 910-nucleotide messenger RNA. RefSeq names its product zinc finger MYND-type containing 19 (gene zmynd19). NCBI's taxonomy places the organism in Eukaryota, Metazoa, Chordata, Actinopteri, Cyprinodontiformes, Poeciliidae. Bases 192 to 875 code for a protein of 227 amino acids. The record is from RefSeq and is a predicted model, not a curated record. The transcript has 6 exons.
CUCGUUCGGUUUCUCGCUCUCCAGCGGCCGUGUGUCACCGAGGCUGGGCUGCGGCCAGACGGAAGCCUGGAAAGCGUUACUUAGCCCAAAGGUGGUAUCGCAGCGGGGCUGGCCCGUCCGGUUUCACGCCCGAAUAAACCUCGCAGGUUUGAAUCUCACGGCCCACUGUGUCAUCACCGUCCGUUCCCCUGAUGUCGGAUUUCAAGCUUGGGAUUGUACGGCUCGGCCGUGUAGCCGGGAAGACAAAAUACACUCUCAUUGACGAGCAGGACAUACCACUAGUUGAAAACUAUGCCUUUGAGGCUCGCAUGGAGGUAGAUGCUGACGGCAAUGGUGCAAAAAUCUUUGCUUACGCUUUUGACAUCGGCAAAGGCCGCUGGGCUGGAAGGCCGCUGCACGAGCUGCUGUGGGAGAAGCACAGAGGAGGCAUUGCCCCCAGUUUUCAAGUUAUCCACAUCAACUCUGUGACGGUGGAUAACCGGCUAGACAACCUACGACUGGUACCGGUGGGCUGGAGCCCCAAGCCAGAGGAGAUCUCCAGCAAGCAGAGAGAGCAAUCUCUGUACUGGCUGGCCAUCCAGCAGGUCCCAGCUGAUCCAGUGGAGGAGCAGUAUCUGGAGCUGAGCCGCACACGCUACUACAAUGCUAACGGGGAGCUGGUAGAGGAAGAGGAAUGCUCCUGUACAUACUAUGAGUGUCAUUACCCUCCUUGUUCACUCAUUGAGAGGAGGCUGCGGGAGUUUAACAUCUGCGGCCGCUGCCAGGUGGCCCGCUACUGCGGCUCCCAGUGUCAGCAGCGGGACUGGCCCGCCCACAAGAAGCAGUGCCGCGAGCGCAAGCGGGUGCUGGCGCUGGAGUCGGAGCCCGAACGGUGAUCAACCCUCACUCUCGACUGAGAGAAGGAGGAGGA